Molecule: messenger RNA, 753 nt
Organism: Photinus pyralis (common eastern firefly)
Lineage: Eukaryota; Metazoa; Arthropoda; Insecta; Coleoptera; Lampyridae
Gene: Gt
Product: thyrotroph embryonic factor-like
Exons: 1
Coding region: 1-753 (250 amino acids)
Biological process (GO): regulation of transcription by RNA polymerase II
Cellular component (GO): nucleus
Molecular function (GO): RNA polymerase II cis-regulatory region sequence-specific DNA binding; DNA-binding transcription factor activity, RNA polymerase II-specific
Source: RefSeq, a predicted model, not a curated record
AUGAAUUUCGGAUUCACCCCGUCUCCGAUUGUUAGCACAGAGCCGAUAGAUUGCACGGAUUCAAUUUUGGAUCUCUGUACGCGACGAGGACCACGCCCACCAUCUCUAGCUCAAGACCCUAAGCAGACCCCGCAUUCGAACCUUAAAACCCCCUUUAUGUACAAUGAUUUAUCGGAGGAUAGCAAGCACUCGAUUCACUUAAACAUGAAGAACCCGCUGAUGUACACAGAAAUGCCAUCCUCAACGGUUGGUGUUUCCAGUCCUGGCUCCGAAACAUCAGACAUAUCAACAUCGUCCGAUUUAUAUCGUGACGUACACCCGUCGCCAUCGUAUAUGCCAAAGGUGAAAAUUCCUCGUCCAUUCAAAGCGUAUCCAAAGAAUCCAUUAUCGCUGACGGCAGCCGAAUGCGUCCUCAACAAAACGUCAACGGAAGCGUAUGAGGAAUUUCGGAAACGAAUGCUGUCCCAAGUGCAGACAGGGGGCGCAGGUAUUACGAAUAAGAACAUGCGAAGAGUCCCCCCAACAAACAACCUCCACAAUCGCAACGACGCCAGCUACUGGGAGAAGCGUAGGAAAAACAAUGAAGCGGCCAAACGUUCGAGAGAUGCCAGAAGGGCAAAAGAAGAUGAACUUGCGAUUAGAGCCGCGUUUUUGGAAGGAGAAAACCUUCACUUGCGAUGCGAACUUGCGAACAUGCGAAUAGAAUUAGAAGAGCUGAGAAGCGUCGUGUAUCGACGUCCAGUGCAAGCUUAG